This is a messenger RNA of Coccinella septempunctata (seven-spotted ladybird), 1447 nucleotides long. Its product is annotated as keratin-associated protein 5-1-like. NCBI's taxonomy places the organism in Eukaryota, Metazoa, Arthropoda, Insecta, Coleoptera, Coccinellidae. The record is from RefSeq and is a predicted model, not a curated record. The transcript is spliced from 2 exons. The coding region runs from base 137 to 1330 and encodes 397 amino acids.
UUGGAAAUUCUACAAAUAAAAUAUCAAUCUGCCGUUUGGCUUAUCAAAAUUUUCGUUGAAUGUUUUUGGAUGUUUAUUUCAUAAAAUUCAAGUUACGACCCAUCUUUGUUAAAUUUUCGUAUCGAUCAUAGUGAAAAUGGGAGCUACUUGUUGUCCAGAUCCAUGCUCAAACCGCAAAUCCUUGUUGGCGAAACUGAAAAACCUGGUUUGUCAAAUCGAUGACAAAUGCUGCUCGCCUUGUGGACCAUGCAGCCCCCCACCAACUUGUUCCCCGUGCGGACCGUGUGGACCGUGUGGACCUUGCGGACCUUGUGGACCUUGCAAGCCAUCUUGCGGACCUUGUCCUCCUUGUGGAGGAUGCUGCCCGGGCACAUGUCCUCCUCCGAGUAAUCCAGUGCCAGUUUGCUUCCCCUCCGGCUGUGGCUCGCUCACCGUUCCUCCAGUACUACCUAUAUGUACACCAUGCAACCCCCCUUGUGUUCCAGUUUGCAAUCCAUGCCCGACAGAACAACCCUGCGUUCCAUGCAACCCUCCCCAGAUGAUGGUAUGUUAUAGGAAACCGAAAAGAUGCUUCCCAUUGACCAGGUCAAAAUCUGUUGAGUUGAGGGCUGGAAUCCUUUACGUAGGUUGUGACUGUGAACGGCUGAAUGGUCUACAAGACGAUUGUCGAAGGGCGGAAUGCCAAGGUGCUCCUCCGUGUCUGACGAUGCCCAAGCCAACAUGUGGACCUAGUGCUUACGCCUUCGGAAAGCAUCUCGGCAAGAAAUAUGGUUGCGCACCUUGUGAUCUUGAAGAAUACCAGUGUUACCCAGCCUAUAUAAGAUUACCUUCUGCUCCACCAUGUGGUCCGUGUUCUCCUUGUGGUCCACCAGCAGGACCUUGUGGGACUUGUGGACCUUGUGGACCUUGCCCAUCUCCUUGUGGACCUUGCCCAUCUCCUUGUGCUCCUUGCCCUAAACCUUGUGGACCUUGUGGUCCAUGUCCAAAGCCUUGUGGGCCCUGUGGACCUUGUGGACCCUGUGCUCCAUGUAUACCAUGUUGUCCACCUCCUCCAGUGAUUCCUUUGAUAGCAGCUGCACCGUGCCCACCACCAAUAUGCCCUGCACCUCCACCACUCGUGCCUGUUGGAAAAAUCGUACCAGUUUCCCGUUGUUUGCCCACUUGUCCAGUGCCACCCCCCGUGGCUUGCUGUCCACCUUGUUGCCCUCCUGUUGUACCCCCUGUGUGCUCGCCUUGCUGUUAUCCACCCUGUUUUUCUCCACCGUGUUGUCCGACAGCAUGCUGUUCACCUCCCGCUUGCGGUCCAUGUCCGCCGAUGAAGUGCUGUUGAAAACAUCUUCAGUGUAUUGUGGUGUAAAGCUUAUUGUGAUGUCUAACGAUUGUAUUGUUUCAGCUCUUUGUAUUGUCUUAUGUGAAAAAAAUUAAACCUAGACGAGUUCUACCGAAA